Thyridium curvatum is the source of this 1593-nucleotide messenger RNA. RefSeq lists its product as uncharacterized. The record is from RefSeq and is a predicted model, not a curated record. The coding region runs from base 1 to 1593 and encodes 530 amino acids. The transcript is spliced from 2 exons. Lineage: Eukaryota; Fungi; Ascomycota; Sordariomycetes; Thyridiales; Thyridiaceae.
AUGUCGAAACGAUAUGCCUUCACCACCACAACCCGGCUCCCAGCCAGCGUCGGCCGGGAUGCCGUCCUCGACUACCUCCACAACCACGAAGAGUUCUUGGCCUGCAACCCGCUCGUCACGGAAUGGCGCCGGAUAGCACCGCCUGCCGGCGUGCAUCCGGACGAGCAGAAAUGUGCGUGGUUCUCGGUCACGGAGAAGAGCCACUCGGCUCUGCACGGCCGGACAGGCGACGACAUCACUCAGGAGUGCUCCUUCUACAAUCUUCCAGACGGCAUACAAACACAUGUUUGGGCGACUAUGGGAGUCGACAUUCGCCAGAGAUGGAUCGUCGAGGGCGCUCUUCCCGGCGAGCCGGCGCACCAGCCGAGAAGCCGCGCCGAGGCCCCGUUGAUCGGCCUCCACCUGCGAGAAGACGUGGAGAUGCGCUGCAACGUCCUCAUGGCGUCGUCGCUCAAGAAGAGCCUGAGGGGGUCGCACGCCGCCCACGUAAAGCGCCUCUGCGAGCAGGCGUGGCUGGCACCGGCCCGUCCUAGUAGGCCGAGGUCGACGACGGCGACGACGAUGGCCUACUCCAAGACGCCCGCCCCGGGCCUGUACGCGCACGAGCUGCAGCCCAAGCUCGCCCACUUCCGGCCCCUGUCGCACUCGACCUCGGACCCGGAGACGUACACGACGAGAAAUCCAAAUCACAACCGUGGUUGGGGGGCGUCGCGGGAUAGUUCGCCCGGCAUGACUCGGGGCACGCGGGCACGACUGAGUCUGCCGCCGAUAACGACUCAGUUUGGCCCGCCCUCCCCAGCUCCGCCGCCGGUACCAGUACCAGUAGAGACGACGGGCGGCCAUGGCAACAGCAACAGCAACAGCAACAACGACAGCGACAGAGACAGCAGCUUGUACCCCCAUCCCCUGCGGAUCGUACGGCAUGUCUCACCCGCCGCCCAUCCGCCGCCCAGCCACCGACAUAGCUCUGCGCCUGUGCGACCACCACCACCACCACCGCCGUCCACUCUGGGUGGUACUACCCUCGACACAAGUCGCGGUACAACAGCGACGGCUACAAUGACAAAUAACGGCCACUUGGCACCAGCCAGCCCGGAAUCGGCCAGGCACGCCGCUCCGCCGGCUUCUUCUACCUCAUCGCCUUGGCACCUGAGCUCGCGGGGUGCCGAAACAGCCAAGCUGGCCGCCGCCCGUCGUCCAGCUCCGAGCCCACGCAGCGCGGGACCGGGUGGGAUGUCUACAGCCGUUCUUACGCGCCAACGAGCCCCCGCCUCUGAUCAGCAGCAGCAACAACAGCAGCAGCAGCAGCUGCAGAAGCAACAGCAAAGCCAGCGGGCGACGGUGGCGACGACAGCGACGACGACGCAGCACCCGCUGUACCCCAUGCUCAACCCCUAUUCGGACGAGGGCCUCUCGCCCAUCGUGCUCACCGAGGAGCAGAGGGCGGCGAUCCUCCGCGGCAUCAGCGACACGCUGUCGGCCGUCCGGGAGGCCGCCCAUGCCGCCCGGCUGGAGGAGCCGGCGCGCCUGACGAGCGCCACGCUCAACGCGCCCUUUGCGCCCGAGUUCUAUGAGAAUUUCUGUCUGGUGUAG